CUGCAAGAACGAGCCGUUGAACAUGGAUGGGCCCAGAAGUACCUGGGCCAGCGCGGGCUUGCGACCAAGUAUCUGGUGGAGGAGACCGACCCGCGAGUCGAUCCCCUCUCGCCUGACAACAAGAUGAUCAUGACGACCGGCCCGUUGACCGGCACGUGCGCGUCGACGGCGGGGCGUUAUUCGGUCGUGACCAAGGGCGCGCUCACCGGCGCGAUUGCGUGCUCGAACUCCGGCGGCUUCUUCGGCAACGAGAUGAAGAACGCCGGCUACGACAUGAUCAUCUUCGAGGGCCGGGCGCCGAACCCCGUCUACCUCCUGAUGGAGAACGACAAUAUCCAGCUGAUCGACGCCAGCGAGUUCUGGGGCAAGUCGGUCUGGGAUACCGAGGAGGGGAUCAAGGCCAAGCAUCAGGACCCGCUGAUCCGCGUCGCCUCCAUCGGUAUCGCCGGCGAGAAGGGCGUCAAGUACGCCUGUGUGGUGAACGACAUGCACCGCGCCGCCGGGCGCUCCGGCGUCGGCACGGUGAUGGGGUCGAAGAACCUCAAGGCGGUGGCGAUCCGCGGGACCCUCGGCGUCAAGGUCGAAGAUGCCGGUGCCUUCAUGCAGGCAACGUCCGAGGGCAAGAAGAUCCUUGCGGACAAUCCCGUCACCGGCCAGGGCCUGCCGGCCUACGGCACCCAGGUGCUGAUGAACGUCAUCAACGAGGUCGGCGCGCUGCCGACCCACAACCAUCGGGACGUGCAGUUCGAUGGCGCCAAGAACAUCUCGGCCGAGGCGAUGGCCGAGCUGCGCGCCGACGGCAAGCCCAACCUGGUGACCAACGCCGCCUGCUUCGGCUGCACCAUCGGCUGCGGGCGCAUCUCCACGGUCGAGCGCACCCACUACACGGUGGCCGAGCGGCCGCAGUAUCAGAUCGCCUCCGGCGGCCUCGAAUACGAGGCGGCCUGGGCGCUGGGCGCUGCCACCGGUGUGGACGAUCUCGACGCUCUGACCUUCGCCAACUUCAUCUGCAACGAGCAGGGGUUCGACCCGAUCUCCUUCGGUGCCACCGUCGGCGCCGCGAUGGAGCUCUAUGAAGAGGGCGCCAUCGGCGACGAGCAGACCGACGGUCUCGAGGUCAAGUUCGGCUCCGCCAAGGCGCUGACCGAUCUCGCCGAGCUCACCGGUAAGGGCGAGGGCUUCGGUGCCGAGAUCGGCCUCGGCUCCAAGCGGCUCUGCGAGAAGUACGGCAGGCCGGAGCUUUCGAUGUCGGUCAAGGGCCAGGAGUUCCCGGCCUACGAUUCGCGCGGCAUCCAGGGCAUGGGCCUGGCCUACGCCACGGCGAACCGGGGCGCCUGCCACCUGCGGGCCUACACCGUCUCGUCCGAGAUUCUGGGCGUGCCGGAGAAGACCGACCCGCACGUGACCGAGGGCAAGGCCGGCUUGGUGAAGGCGUUCCAGGACGCGACCUCGGCGGUUGAUUCGUCGGGGCUUUGCGUGUUCACCACCUUCGCGUGGUCGCUCGACGACAUUGCGCCGCAGAUCAACGCGGCCUGCGAGGGCGAGUGGACCGCCGAGCGGCUGCUGGAAGUCGGCGAGCGGAUCUGGAACCUGGAGCGGCAGUACAACAAUGCGGCGGGCUUCACGGGCAAGGACGACACCCUGCCUGCGCGCCUCUUGAAGGACGCGGCGAAGACCGGCCCGGCCGAAGGUCUUACCAACGGCCUCGACAAGAUGCUGCCGGAAUACUACGAGGUGCGCGGCUGGACCGACGACGGCGUGCCCAGAAACGAGACGGUGGAGCGCCUCGCGCUCUAA
Molecule: messenger RNA, 1797 nt
Organism: Geodia barretti
Lineage: Eukaryota; Metazoa; Porifera; Demospongiae; Tetractinellida; Geodiidae
Source: the annotation of a GenBank genome assembly